This is a messenger RNA of Linum trigynum, 844 nucleotides long. Lineage: Eukaryota; Viridiplantae; Streptophyta; Magnoliopsida; Malpighiales; Linaceae. The record is from the annotation of a GenBank genome assembly.
UAUAAUUAUCCUGCUAAAAAAAAAUUCCAUUUCAAAAAAAAAUUCUUAUCACUUCUAAUAUAUUUACCUAAAUUUUAUUUUGACCAGUUUAAUAGAAUUUUUUUGUGAAGUUUAAUAGAAUUUCUAAUUAAGCUGAUACAUUUUCCAAAUUAUUCCGGCUAAAUUUUUCCAUAUAUAACACAACAAUUAAAUAAUUUCCAUCACAUGACCAGAAUGAAAUAUCCCAUUCUCCCCAUGUUUACUUUCUUCCCAAUUCUUUAUCAAUCAAACCCCUAUAAAUACCCUUGUUUGGUCUCAAUGAGGAAAACAUUCCAAAGCCAAAUAGAACUUUGAAUCAGUACAAACAAAAACUAAGAAGCAAUAAUCUUGAUCAUUAGCAUGGCCAGUGGAGGAGCGAGAGUUGGGUGUCUUGUAAUGCUUCUGGUGGCGAUGUUGGUUCUCGGCAACAACGUCUCAGAGAGUAAUAUAACAUGGGAGAGUGUAUUCCUGGGCAAAACGACGCACCUGGUGGGAACUGCUAUGAGUUUUGCAUUCAGGAGUGUAAAGGUGCACUCUGCAAGCAAACCUCCGAAGGCCACCACUGCCAUUGUCUGUGUUGAUGAUGGAGGAUAUUGACCAAUAUAUUCAUGCAUUCUUUUUCUUAUAAAAUUGUUGGCCAGAUUUGAGUAAUAGACUCUUGAUGUAUUCAUUUUGAUUUUGAUGUAGUAUGGAGCUUUAAAGUGAUACCAUUAAGGAUUGGUUAGAGAUGAAUAUAUCACAAUAAUAAAACAUUAGAAGCAUUGUUUUCUUCUUCAAUGGUUAAUCUUUAAGAUUCAAUCAAGCCAAAUAAAAUCUAAUAAAAUCA